Molecule: messenger RNA, 1665 nt
Organism: Colletotrichum spaethianum
Lineage: Eukaryota; Fungi; Ascomycota; Sordariomycetes; Glomerellales; Glomerellaceae
Product: fumitremorgin C synthase
Exons: 1
Coding region: 1-1665 (554 amino acids)
Molecular function (GO): oxidoreductase activity, acting on paired donors, with incorporation or reduction of molecular oxygen; heme binding; monooxygenase activity
Source: RefSeq, a predicted model, not a curated record
AUGGAGGGCCUUGCGGGAUACCGCGACAGCUUGCUUUCUGCACCACUGUCUAUUCUACUCCCCUUAUGUUUUGUAGCCUCCUUUGGGCUUUAUCUGCUCGUCUCACGUCUUCGCCAUGCUCGCCACCGGUACUCAAAGCUGCCUCUCCCGCCAGGUCCGCCACGACUCCCCAUCGUUGGAAAUCUCUUCAAUAGCCCGUUUCACCUCAGUUGGCUGACUCAUUACCAAUGGAGGCAAGUUUACGGGCCGGUAGUCUACUUCGAAGUUGGAGGACGGCCCACAGUCGUCUUGACCACUGUGGAAGCGGCCCACGAGCUACUCAACAAGCGCGCCAGCAACUACUCGAACCGAUCCUUCAGCUACAUGGCCUCCGAGCUCGUAGCCAAAGGAUACAAUAUGCUCUUUCGUCAAUACGACACCCGGCUCCGCCUUCACCAGCGCUUACACGUGCCCGGUCUCAACACUCGGUCCGCGAUGAUCUAUCAUCCUAUCCAAGAGCUGGAGUCACUCCAGCUUCUGAACGACAUGCUUGCGGAAGGCAAGCCGAAGCCAGGCCAAGGUACCGGAGAGAAGCAGACAGCCGAAAUAGUACCCCACAAUCCCCACUGGCACUUUCGACGUGCACCCGCGAGCAGCAUGAGCUUGAUCGUUUGGGGUUACCGUCUGCUAAAGGGGCAACCCGGAAUUGAGGACGAGAUGGAUUUUUUCAGCAAUUUUCCGUCGGCGGUGGUUCUGAGGGAGCUCCACUUGAUCGACAUCUUCAACUGGCUCAAGCACGUCCCGGACUGCAUCUCUCCGUGGAAAUGGGUCGGCGACAAGUACCACGAGAGCGAAACCGUACACCACAUGGCAAACUUCCGCAGGGCCCUGAAGCAUUCCGGAUACAACAUCAGCAAGCAGAUCGUUCAUGGCGUGGGCCGCCUCAACGCGGAUAUGAGCGAGUCGGAGAUGGCCUGGGUCUCGGGGACGCUGACGCUGGCCAACAGCGAGACCACCAUGUCGAUUCUCUGCUGGUCCGUCAUCGCCAUGAUCACCUAUCCGCACAUGAUGCACAAGGCUCAAGCUAUUAUGGAUGAGGUUGUUGGCCGCGAGAGAUUGCCCGUGUUCGCGGACAGAGCGAAGCUCCCAUACAUCGAUGCCAUGAUUGAAGAGGUGAUGCGAUGGCGGCCCAUCUUCCCUGCCGGGAUGAACCACGCCACGGCGGAAGAGGACGAGUACAUGGGAUACCGAAUCCCCAAAGGAGCGACUGUGGUCGCCUCUCAGUGGGCGAUCACUCGAGACACGGACGUAUUCGGCGCGGAUAGUGACGACUUCAGACCAGAGAGAUGGCUCGAGCGGGACGAUCUGCCCAAAACUAUUUUCGGCUACGGGAGGCGGCUGUGUCCGGGGAGGCACGUGGGAAGGGAGGGUCUGUGGAUCAUGUUUGCGCGGCUGCUCUGGGCCUUUAAUAUGCAGGCGCCGACUGACCCGGUCACCUUGAAGAAGAAGGUGAUUGAUCCGAUGGCCAUGCCUUCUUUGGGCAUAAUCGUCGCCCCUGAGCCCUAUGAGGCGCUUUUCACACCCAGAGGGGAGUGGGUUGAGGCGUUGGUUCACAAAGAGCUUGCAAUCAGUGAGAAGGAUGCUGAUAAUCUCAUGAAGAAAGUUGAGAUAGCCAAAGGGUUUUAA